AAUGUUACCGUACCUGCAUCCUGCAUCAAGCUAAUUUUUCAUUUCUUGUUUGAACUUUGAAAUCUAUUUUAACGGUAGGCUGUUGAUCGUCUUUAUUUUCAUCUUUAAUGUUAUGAAAUGACAUUCAAAUCGAUUUAGAAUUAGUAGAAAAUGGGUUUCACUUUGCUUAAGUAUUCUUUGUCAUCAAUUGUGAUAUUAUACUUUUUUGGGUUCAAUGCUGGGGCUGUUGAUGUGUUUUCAUUGUUCAAAAGAGAAUGUGGCAAGAAACCAUCAAUUGCAAUCAUUGGUGCCGGCAUUGGAGGCACUUCGUGUGCCUACUUUCUGUCAGAGCUAUUUGAGAAAGAUGUCUACAUUGAUAUUUUCGAAGCCGAUGAGGUUGGAGGACGUUUGAAAUCGCAAUUAAUUGGGGGAAUCGAGGUUGAGCUUGGAGGUGCUGUUCUUCAUCCCAGGAACAAAUACAUGAGGAGCUUUGUGAAGAAAUUUGGUCUAGAGUAUGAGGUUAUUGCUCCGGGUAGAGCUGGAAUCUACAAUGGAAAGGAAUUCAUUUUUCUGGAAUCUGGAUGGAAUAUCAUCGACUGGAUUCGAAUGGUUUACCGUUACGGCUUGAGCAACAGCUACCACUUCUUCAGGAACAUCGAAUUCAUGCUGGACAGAUUCGAACGGGCAUACAGUACUUUGGAGAAAGGAUACGCCUUUCGUUCUGCCGAACACAUGCUGGAAUACAUGCACCCUUCUUUUCCUGCGAUGCGGAACGUCACCAUUGAAGAUGCAUUCAGGCUGGAGUUUGGUGAUCUGAUGUAUGAAGAAAUUAUUCUGCCAAUCAUGCGCGUGAAUUAUGGACAAGGAGGAAAUUUGCAUCAAUUUGUUGGUUCGGUUUCACUGGCUGGAGCAAUGCCAGAACUGUGGUCGGUGAAAGGCGGAAAUCGUCGAGUCGCGGAGGAACUUCUGAAAGCAUCGUCAGCUCUCAUUUUGCGCUCUCCAGUUUAUCAAAUAUUGUACAACGAAUUUGACAGAAACUACCAUCUUUCAUUUCCGCAAACAAGUGAGGGUGAUCUUCGUCAUACCGAAGCAUAUGAUAUUGUCGUGGUCGCAGCUCCCAUCACAGAAAACAGCGAAUUUCCAAUCGACUUCGGGCACAAUAUACUCACCGAACUGUACAAACCUCGUCCCUAUCAUACCACUCACGUCACCAUCGUCGAAGGCAGUCUCAACUACUCUGUGUUCAAUUGCUCGGUCGAUCCACUUCCUACUGAAAUCUACACACCCAACUCCAAUCUCAUGUUCAACUCGCUGUCUAGAUUGUCAAAAGAUGAUUCCAAAAUCGAAUUGUGGAAAAUAUUCUCCGAUGAACCUUUGAAUGAUUUCGAACUGGAAAUGCUUUUUGAGGAAGAUUUUAUAGUGAGACUGGAGAAAGUAUGGGAAGCUUACCCCCAAUACGAAGUACCCGCUCCAAUUGAAGAUUCGUUUUUCAUUCAGCAAAACAUGUAUUAUUUGAACGCGGUGGAAUGGGCUGCCAGUGCUAUUGAAAUGAGCGUUUUGUCAGCAAAAAAUAUUGCUGUGAUCAUCCACAGAGUGUGGCAGAGGAGCAACGACUACAGAUCUUGUUUCUUCUGCAAAGGGCCCGAUAAUUUCUGGCACAAGUAAGAACCAGUCUCGCAAAUAUUCAGCAAUUCUCAUUUCCUUCGAUUCAUUCAAUAAUAUUGAGUCUAUUAGUUUGUAAAGAGACCAAUAAUUAUCUCUCAUAAGUAGAACCAGAGGAGUGAGUUCGUGAAUAUUUAAAGGGUUUCUAUAUUGAUUUCUAAUGUUCAUCUUUCAAGUCGUUUAUUAGUAUUUAGUGUGUAUUACUUGUUUUUCUGACUUCAUGAGUAAGAGCCAGAGGUUGAGAACUAUUAAAUAUUUAAAUGAAUUUAAUAUUCAAUAAUGUUGAUUUUCAAGUCGUUUAUUAGCAUUUAGUGUGUAGUAAUAGUUUUUCUGACUAGUUUGUGUUUGGCUAAUUUCCAAUUGAUCCCAUGGCUGUGAAAUCAACAAGUACAAGAUUUGAUUUGUGUAUUGUAGAAAAAAUGUCCUAUUCGAGUCCAAUGUUGUUUCAAAUUACAUUUAAGAUGUAAUUUAUAUCGAUUUACUCAUGCUACUAGUAGGAAAUUUUGGGCUAUGGAAUGGGAAAAUAAUAUAUGGUGGCUUUUCUAUUCAAAUCUUUGGGGAAAUACAUUCUUCAAAUUGUUUGCGGAUCUAUUGUGAAGUAGAAGCUAUGGGCUGUGAAAAAAGAUUUGUUAAACAGGCUUGAAUAUUCGAGACUGAUGUAUUAGAACUGCUUUAUCUUUUGUUAUUAGAUUUGAUUUAAUGUAUUUAUAGCCCAUUCUCUGUGGCUGAAACAUUAUCUUGUGGUUAAUUUCACAAAAUAUACAAUGUUCCAACUAUUUGAGUAUUUCUGGAAAAGAAAUGCUUAAUUCAAUCUCCAAAUAAUGUUGAUGGUUAUAGUUCUCCAAAAUUGAUUCGCUGGUAAUUUCAAUUUCAUGAUCUCUUACAGUUUAUCUGAAUUGGUAUCGAAUACAAUUUGUCAAUGAUUGAUUAUGCAUUUGAAUAGAGUUAAUAGUUGAAUUUUUUGUGCUAUCUUUGAAAAUAAUCAUUACCAAUGCAUUAGUGUAAUAAUUAUUACGGGUCAAGAUACACAAGUAUUAUUGAGAAUAAAGAUACAUCAUAUAUCUUUAUAUUUUAUCUAAGGAGUUUGAUAGAAAAACGAUUGAAAGGCCUAAAUUCUAGUUCUAGGACCAAAUAAUUUUAGAUUUAAUGACACUGACUUGUGAAGAUUGAAACAUAUUCACGUGGAAGGCUGAUUGGAAUAUCCAAAGUUUAUUCAUAUUACUCCUAGACUUGUUUCUUGUAUUAGCUUUAUUAUUCUGAGUUGUCAUUAGUUCAAACUUAUUUUCGCAUUAUGUUCAAAGUUCAAAGAUACUGUUCGUUGAAAAGUUAUUCAUUUAUAAUUUGCUCAAUUAUUUUCAUUUUUCAACUAUUUUGUGUUUUCUGGAGUUAAUAAAUUUUUCACAUUUGUAA
Messenger RNA from Nilaparvata lugens (brown planthopper), 3051 nucleotides. RefSeq names its product prenylcysteine oxidase. Gene Ontology annotation, molecular function: prenylcysteine oxidase activity. The record is from RefSeq and is a predicted model, not a curated record. Gene Ontology annotation, biological process: prenylated protein catabolic process; prenylcysteine catabolic process. NCBI's taxonomy places the organism in Eukaryota, Metazoa, Arthropoda, Insecta, Hemiptera, Delphacidae. The transcript is spliced from 5 exons. Bases 151 to 1644 code for a protein of 497 amino acids.